AUGCACAGCACAGCUUACUUGUUGCUACAAAAAGAAUUCCGGGAGUUUAGGGAGAGCCAAUACCAUGGUAUUACUGUCCUUCCUCUGGAUGAAAAUAUGAUGGAUUGGGAUGUUUGUUUGGAAGGUCUCCUGGGCACCCCUUGGCAAGGGUUGUACUUCUACCUGACCCUGAAUUUUACGCCAGAGUACAACCUUGUCCCUCCAGUUGUGAAAUUUAAAGUACUGCCAUUUCAUCCCAAUGUACACCAAGUUACCCGUCGGCCUUGUAUAGAUUUUUUGGACAGCCUUAAAAAGUGGAGAAAAGGCUACACCUUGAGCAGCAUCUUGCUCUCCCUCCAGGUUAUGCUUUCGGAGCCAGUUCUAGAUAAUCCAGUGAAUUUGGAAGCAGCCAAAAUGCUAAUUUUGGAUCCAUAUACAUACAUGCUCAUAAAUCAUAGAAUUUUCAAAGAGACAGUGCUGUUGACAAGUAAAAAAGUCAAGCCUGAUAUUACUAAACACCUGAAAGCACCUGUCAAAUUAACUAAACGAAUCUCAUUUAGUGAUUACUACAAGACAUGGUGUACAAUAGCCACAUCCAAAGUGAAUGACUGUCACAGAACCCCAUUGCUUGAGGAUCCGAAUUUUAUUGGAAUGUAUUACAAGUGGAAGGCAGCAGAACAAGAACAUCCUGAUGAGUGGAAUUUGAAGUAA
Molecule: messenger RNA, 690 nt
Organism: Sorex fumeus (smoky shrew)
Lineage: Eukaryota; Metazoa; Chordata; Mammalia; Eulipotyphla; Soricidae
Gene: UBE2U
Product: ubiquitin conjugating enzyme E2 U
Exons: 8
Coding region: 1-690 (229 amino acids)
Source: RefSeq, a predicted model, not a curated record